Molecule: messenger RNA, 1823 nt
Organism: Serpula lacrymans var. lacrymans S7.9
Lineage: Eukaryota; Fungi; Basidiomycota; Agaricomycetes; Boletales; Serpulaceae
Product: general amino acid permease
Exons: 30
Coding region: 144-1823 (559 amino acids)
Biological process (GO): amino acid transmembrane transport
Cellular component (GO): membrane
Molecular function (GO): amino acid transmembrane transporter activity
Source: RefSeq, a predicted model, not a curated record
GGACAACGAAGCAACGUAACAAUCUAUAGCGAUUAAUCAAAGUUAUAUGAUGCUGUGACUUGGUACUGUCAAGCCAAGGCAUCGGUUGUCAACUCAGGUGGUUCAUUUGUUCGGGCCUCAUACCAUUCCUGUAUUGAACAUCGAUGUCUUCUUCCUCUCAUAAAACGCCAGCAAAUGACAUUGUGAGUGAACCUGCGAGCGAUGCUGCUCCACUUCGGCAAGGCCCAGCUUUCGAAUAUCAAAGAGACCUUGAUAAGGUUCAGCGGAAGCUGGGAAGGCAGCACAUACAGAUGCUUGCACUCGCGGGCACAAUUGGAACAGGUCUAUUUUUGGGCCUCGGGCAGAUCUUGGCUCUUUGUGGCCCACUGGGUGCUCUAUUAGUCUAUCUGCAUGUUGCCUCGGUCGUUUACGCGACUUUGACCUCGGUUGGGGAGCUCACUGCUUAUGCUCCUGUUUCCGGAACUCUGAUACAUUAUGCUGCUCGAUGGUUUGACCCAGCACUGGGUUUCGCUGCCGAACAUGCGCCUAACUUCAUAGAUGUUCUGUUUCAGCUUGGAUGGGGAAGUGAACAGAAUUAUUUUUAUUAUGCAGGCAUCGCAGUGCCCGUGGAGGUAACAGCUCUAUCUGUCCUUGUGGCUUUCUGGGAUAAAGACCCGAAUCACACAGCAAUCUACAUAGCAGUAACUAUUAUAUUGCUUAUCAUUAUCAAUCUUUUUGGCGUUAGAUUCUUUGGAAAUUCUGAGAUUGUCUUCGCAACGCUCAAAAUAAUGCUUAUCAUUGGACUAAUCAUCGGAGGCUUGGUCGUAACGCUAGGUGGAGGGCCAAAUCAUGAGCGGCACGGAUUUCAGUAUUGGCGCAAUCCAGGUCCUAUGGUGUCAUAUUUGGAACCAGGGGGCCGUGGUCGAUUCGUUGGCAUGCUCGUAGCUCUAGUACCUGCGGCAUUUUCCAUGAGUGGAGUGGAACUAAUUGCAAUCUCUGCUGCAGAAACACAGAACCCCAGGAAAAACAUUGUUAGAGCGAUGCGAACGGUUCUUUUCCGCAUUCUUUUCUUCUAUAUCACCGCUGUUGUGAUAGUUGGGAUGCUGGUACCUUCCAACGAUCCUCUUCUUUUUCAGAAAGCCUCAAAUGCAGGACAAUCACCCUUCGUACUCGCAUUCACCCGUGCGGGCAUUAAAGCUCUUCCAUCUAUCAUCAACGCUGUGCUAUUGACAAGUGCCUUCAGCGCUGGAAAUACACUAAUUUUUGCUUCCUCUCGUAUUCUGUAUGGACUCGCAGUUCAACGGCAAGCACCUCAGAUUUUUACACGCUGCACUUCGUCGGGAGUACCGUAUGUCGCAGUUAUUACUGCAGGCACAUUCUCGGUGUUAGCUUUUCUCAAUGUAGCUGGAAACUCUGGAACCGUUUUCAACUGGUUCGUUGAUUUGGCUACUGUUGGUGGUCUGUUCGGCUGGGGGUCCAUUAACUUGACGUAUCUCCGUUACUACUAUGGCCUCAAACUUCAAGGAAUAGUACCCGAGGGGAUCUAUCGAUCCUCCCUUCAGCCUUUUGCUGCCAUGUGGGGCCUUUUCUGGGUUAUCUUUUACAUAUUGGUCAGUGGAAUUUCCGUGUUUUGGGCGUUCGAUGCAUCGACUUUCGUUGCCUCCUACAUCAACAUACCAAUAUUCUUUUGCCUUUAUUUCGGCUUCAAGAUAUAUUAUAAGACAAAAAUCCGUACACUUCGCGAUCUCGACUUUGUCACAGACAUACCAAAACUUGAGGACACCGAGGACGAUGUGCUGCCGACCAAACAGACGCUUAUGACGGAAAUCCGCCAGGUUGUCUGA